UCAUCGUCAUCCUCACUGCUGUGCAGUGCUGAGUGAUUGAAUUUGGUUACGACUACCAAUAAUCAAGUUCUGUAGAGAGGUAAGUUCUGAAUCUCACAUCAUUUGAGUCUUCAUAAAAGUAAUUGAAGGUGUCAACGAUUCCCUUCUGAUCUUACAAAAAUCAGUUACUGCAGAGUUUUUCCACUCUUCUCUCUGUUCCUCUGUUUUGAGCUUAACCCAGUAGCCGUGAACCCCUAACCACAGAACAAAUUUCAGAGAUGGUUAUUCCUCCACCUGUUAGGCCACCAAGAAUCACCAAGUAUCUGAAGCCCUAUGUCCUGAAGACGAACUUCACAAACAAAUAUGUGAGUGCCCAAGUUUUCCACUCACCAACUGCCACAGUAGCUUGUUCAGCAAGUUCACAAGAAAAGGCUCUGAGGCCAACCAUGGAGUCUACUCGGGACGUUGCUGCAGCCGCCAAGAUUGGGAAAAUUCUGGCUGAGCGGUUGCUUCUCAAGGACAUUCCUGCCGUUACUGUUGCCUUGAAAAAAGAACAGAGAUAUCACGGUAAAGUGAAGGCGGUGAUUGAUUCUUUGAGGGAUGCUGGUAUCAAAUUGAUUUAGAUUGAAAUUUAAUACUCAAUUUGCUGUAAGGAUUGUGACUUCUUUAAACUUUUUGUGAUGGGAUUGUGUUGGUCAAGUUAUGUUUCAAACUUUGCAUGCCUUGUUGAGACAUUUACAGACCAAGCAAGUAGUUUUCAGCAAUUCGGAUAAGAUUUUCUUCUGAUUCAAGCUCA
Messenger RNA from Pistacia vera, 775 nucleotides. RefSeq names its product 50S ribosomal protein L18. The record is from RefSeq and is a predicted model, not a curated record. NCBI's taxonomy places the organism in Eukaryota, Viridiplantae, Streptophyta, Magnoliopsida, Sapindales, Anacardiaceae. The transcript is spliced from 3 exons. Gene Ontology annotation, molecular function: 5S rRNA binding; structural constituent of ribosome. Gene Ontology annotation, cellular component: ribosome. The coding region runs from base 258 to 602 and encodes 114 amino acids. Gene Ontology annotation, biological process: translation.